Rhizopus microsporus ATCC 52813 is the source of this 3089-nucleotide messenger RNA. Its product is annotated as galactose oxidase. The transcript has 8 exons. The record is from RefSeq and is a predicted model, not a curated record. The coding region runs from base 270 to 3005 and encodes 911 amino acids. Gene Ontology annotation, molecular function: protein binding. NCBI's taxonomy places the organism in Eukaryota, Fungi, Mucoromycota, Mucoromycetes, Mucorales, Rhizopodaceae.
AUAAGCUAUCUGUCUGAAAGAGAAAUUUAAUUAGUGUUACUUGUGUAGUUUAAGGUUCUUGUUACCGCUGUGGUUCAUUUAAUUAUCUUGCACGACCUUUAUUUCUUUUCUCUCUCUCUUUCUUUUGCUUUUUCACCUUCUUCAAUCCUUUCCUUUAUUUUCAUAUAAAAAGCCUAUAUAUUUAAACAAUUCUUUUCCCCUUUUUUGUUAUUCUACACUCGUUUGUUUUUUUUAUUACUUGAAUCAUCUUCAACAUUACGUUCACAAUCAUGUCAUUAUUUUCAAAGCUUUCCAAAAGUAAUGAAAAAACUCUCUAUCCAUGGUCACAAAAGAAACUAGGAGGCAGUAAUAGUGCUCUACCCAGGGUUGGACAUGCAGCAGUAGCCAUAUCAUCGGAUGCUUUGAUCAUUUAUGGUGGUAUUCAUCGUUCAACCAGAAAGGAUCUUUUUCAUAUUGACACGAAUAGUAUGUCGGCUAAUAGCAUCAGUACUACUGGAGAAAUACCAGCUCCUAGAAUCUCAGCUACGAUCCUUCAUGUUAAUGGACAUGUUUUGCUUUAUGGCGGAAAGCUAAUUUCAUCCGAGGAACAUUAUGAUCCAAACGUUUAUCUUUUAAAUUUACAUUCUAGGCAAUGGAGUCGGUUAUCCAUGGAUGGUAUGAUUCAACCAACAGAGAGAUCAGGUCAUUCAUGCGUUAUGCAUGAAGGCAUUGUCUAUCUCUGGGGAGGACAGAAAGAUGGACAUUACUUUAAUGAUCUUUUCAUUUUUGAUGUCAAUUCAGCACCAAGAUGGAGACAAGUGAGUUAUGAUCUUUGUCCUGAACCAAGAGCUGGCCAUAUAUCUGCAAUCUAUGAAGGCAAAUUAUACAUCUUUGGAGGAACAAAUGGAAAUAGGCUGUUUAAUGAUAUUUGGUCUUUUGAUCUCAAGUCUGGCAUUUGGACAAGAAUCGAAGCAGCUGGCUUCAUACCUGUUGCUCGUGAGGGAUGUGCAUCUGCUAUGGUAGAUGAUGCUAUCUACAUCUUGGGCGGCAAGAGUGAAAAUGGCGUUGAAUUAAAUGAUUUAUGUGCUUACAGAAUCAAGAGCUGCCGCUGGUUCAACUUUGAAAAUAUGGGCCCAGCGCCUUCACCAAGACAUGGUUUAACUAUGACAGCCGUAAGAGAACGUUUGUUUGUCCUUGGUGGAGAAAACACUUUUUCGAAAAUGGAAGAUGCUUCUUUGGUUUAUAUACUCGACAGCACAAAGAUCAAAUAUCCUGCAGAGUUACUUGUGCCACCUUCUGUUGAGGAAAAGAUGCACUCUAUUGAUGAUCCAGGAGAAAAUCAAUAUUACGCACAACAACCGUAUCCACAAUCAUAUACUCAACAACAACCACAACCACAACAGCAACCACAGCCAUAUCCAUAUCCAUACCGUCAACAAUCUCAACCACAGCAACAGCCACAACAGUUACAACCGCAACCUCAACCACAGCAACCUCAACCACAACCACAACAGCUACAACCGCAACCACAGCAGCUACAACCAAAAUACCAGCCACAGUAUCCAGCAGAACAAAAAAUGAGAAGCGGGCAGCCAUCUCCUCAGCAACGCUCACCUUUAAAAGCUACACAUGAAAACAGCAUUCCAAAUGUUGAGCCACAGCAACCCUCGCCUACGACAGGUAGUCCAAGGCACAGAUCUUAUUAUCCUGAUCCUCAAGUGAAUCAACCACCUGCCAGACCGCCAAGGCAUAUGUCUACAGUACCUGAGGCAGCACUUCGUCGUCCUCGUGCAGGAUCAUCACCACAUCCACCACCCGAUCUUACUGAAUUAGAUAUCCGUCGUCAGUACCAAGCCAAUCUAACACCUACACAUUCACCUUUAGAGCAAGAGGAAGAAGCAAGAGCAUCGCCAAACACGCCUCCUCCUAGACCACCUCGAGAGCCUAUUCGUGUAGAAGAAAAGCAAAAAAAGUUAGAAGAACAACCUCAGCGAUCGACACCUUCUCCUCACAGCCAUGCUGCGGUGUCCAUGGAUGAUGAGGAAAGACAGAUGCUGAUACGUGAACUCAAGGCACGUGAUACAAUUAUUAGUGAGAUGAAAAAGAAGGAAAGCUGGUGGCGUGCAGAGGUGUCUCUUGCAAGGAAGCUUCGUGCCAAGACUGAGACGUUUGAUGAUGGCCCUGACGCUGAUGAGGCAUUAUUGAUGGAUGUGGAUCAUUUACCAGAGGAGAAAGUCAAGUUGUUUGAACAGUUAGUCUCUGUCAAGUCCGAGCUCAGGCGUGUUCGGGCUAGCAUCUUGCAGCAAGCGGAGCCCAUGUCGGAAAAAGUGAGUCAAGCCGAUCGAAUGCGCACGGCCGCACUUCAAGAAGCCGCCUAUUUCAAAUCCAAGUAUUUGGCCCUCAAGUCACGUCGUCUCGAAGAACUGAGUUCUCUUGACUUAUCACGUAGUGAAGAGCUUGAAAAACGAUUAGCAGCCGCUUUAGCAGAGAACGAAGCGAACAGUAAGCUACUGCAACAGUUACAAAAGCGAUCUCAGCAUGAUCAAUCGGCACGCUUGGCUACAGAGGAACGAGCGAGAGAAGCUCAGGAAAGAGCUGAAGAAGCACAACAGGCGCAUCAACGUGCAUUAGAAGAGCUUCAGGCUGUUUAUGCAAGAGCUACCAAGGCAGAAAAUCAAGUACGAGAGAAUGCGAUCAAGAUUGCAGACUUGACACAGCAACUGAGUGAAGCACUGACGGCACAACCUGCUGUAAAGAGUCAAGAAGUGUCGGAGGCUCAAUUGAAAGCAUCUCAAUUGGAGGCUGCUAAUUUAAGGGCCCGAAAUGAAUCUGCUGCAUUGAAACAAAAGUUGGCAGAGAGUAUGGACGAUAUCGCUCGUCUUCGAACCGCUUUAAACGAACGAGAGGAUGCAUUGAAUGAAGCUAGACUUCAUAUAGAGGAUUAUGAAAUUCAAUUGAAUAUGCUUCGAGAUGCCAUGAAUCAAAAAAGUUCUGUUAAUGGAUUUGCACCCACACCUGCAUAUUAACCUUAAUUUAUAUAAAUGUCUUCAUUUUUUUCUUUUGUACAGUGACUCGUCAAGUAAUAAUAAUGUAUAUUCUAUACAAAGAGA